CGUUGACUCGUUAACAAUUCACAACUCGAAGGCAUUUUCCCGCGUUCCAAGCCGGCCGGGGGAAUCCCGGAUUCCUAACCCUGAGCGCAUGCGCAGCGGGGAGCGUUUCGUUGCAAGCCGCUGCGCGGCGGGACCGUCGAGGCGAUGCAGCCCCGUUGGGGACUCCUCUGGCUUCUGGGGUUCGGCGCUUCCUGUCUUCUGGCGGGCAGCCGCGGCUCCUCCCCCCGCCGCAUCCGUGUGAGCUACUCUUCUGCGACCGAGGAUUAUCCGGGACUGCCGCUAUUCUCUGCCGAGGGUACGUGGAUGAUCAGCUCAUCGCUCGCUACGAAAGCACACUCAGAGGUUGCAUCUGGGGCAGACUGGAUAAAUAUGCUGGAGAAGGAAGAACCCAAAUACUACAACAGGUGCACCAAUGUUUUGAAAAAAGACCAGGGAGACUUUCAGGAGAAUGUGCAGAUGCUCCAGAGACGCUACAACCAAAGUGGAGGGUAUCACAUCGUCCAGAUGAUUAUCUUCGUAAGGUAGAGGAAGACGGGAAAAGGAGCGGACACUGGCAGUACGGCUACGACGGACGGGAUUUCCUUUACUACAACAUGGACACCUCCACCUGGAUCGCAGCCGACAUGGAAGCCCAGGAAAUCAAGCGGAAAUGGUGAGCGCGAAACCGCAUCAAGCAGCGCUUCACGGCCUACAUGGAGAGCACCUGCAUGGAGUGGCUGCAGAAGACUGACCGCUACGGAUUGAAGUUGAGGAAAGAGCCUCCUGUGGUGACGAUGAGCAGCAGGACGGAGGUGGAGGAUGGGAUGGAAACCCACAUCUGUGAAGGUUAUGGCUUCUACCCCAGGGAGAUCGAUGCCUCCUGGAGGAGGGAUGGGGAGGUCUGGCUGGAAGAGACCUUCCAUACGUCUGUGGCCCCCAACGCGGAUGGGACCUACCACUACUGGAUGAGCAUCCAGAUCGACCCCAAAGAGAGGAGCCGCUAUCGGUGCCACGUGGAGCACGACGGCCUGCAGGAGCCUCUGGACUUGGAGCUGAAGGAGACCCCAAAGGUGACGGUGAGCAGCCGGACGGAGGUGGAGGAUGGGAUGGAAACGCACAUCUGCCGCGUGGAUGGCUUCUACACCAGGGAGAUCGAUGCCUCCUGGAGGAGGGAUGGGGAGGUAUGGCUGGAAGAGACCUUCCAUGGGUCUGUGGCCCCCAACGCGGAUGGGACCUACCACUACUGGCUCAGCAUCCGGAUCGACCCCAAAGAGAGGAGCCGCUAUCGGUGCCACGUGGAGCACGACGGCCUGCAGGAGCCUCUGGACUUGGAGCUGAAGGAACCAACCAAUUCAAAAUCCAACCUGGGGCUCAUCAUCGGCUGCAUUGUGGCUGCCCUUGUCCUGGCGUGUGCGAUUGCUGGGAUCCUGGUAUUCCUCAAAAAACGUCAAGAUGACUACAAAGCAGCACCAACAAGUGACAAAGGAUCCAGCAGUUCAGACCAGGGGAGCAACCGGACUGUUUAGCAGCCCCCUUGCAGGGGAGACGCCCAGCAUGAGGAGAGAGGAGAGAAGAUGGGAUCUGAAUUAGGCCGGACUCUCAGGAGGAGCCCUUUAGGCCCUUCCGGCAUGCUGGAACCAGGAGAGAUUUUGGGGUCUUUCAUCACUGCUUUUAUCACUGAAUCAGUAAACUUUUUCUAUUAUGAUUGAGGAGCAGAGGAGAAAAGAAUAUAUUGUGUGUUACUAAUUGUGGAAUCAAAAGAUUUCAAAUUGGGUUUCGUAGAUAAUAGUUUAAAUAGGUUGCAUAACCCCCUUAAUGGGCUUUUGCUGAUUAGUCUUAGUGGAGAGAGGUUGGAGGCUAAAGAUGAGGUUUUAGAGAUGGGUUUAUAGAGAAUGGGGUGAGGAAUCGGAUGAAGACUUCAUUGGCUUUACUUUACGAAAGAUUGAUAGGUUGUUAAUUUUCAUUAUAUUUGUUGGGGAUGAAGGUGGAGGUUACUUUUUGCUUUUUCCUUGUGUUAGUUUAAUCUGUUUAAUGUGAUCUUCGAUGAAACUAUUACUAAGAGAAGUUUGCAUUUUCAGAUUUUUGUGGCUAAAUUAGUUGAUGUAUUUUUAAUUGAUUAUUGCAAGGUUAUUUGACCAUAUAUUUCAUAACACAAAGUUUGACAAUCCAUAUACUGAGGGUAACAUUAGACAGUGAUUUUUUUUAUAGAUUGCCAUUUAUGGCUUUUCAUGAUUUAGAAAAACAGAUGAUGAAAUCAAUUGUCAGGCUGCUCUCUCCUUCACAAUUGCACAUCUUUAAAUGAUUAAAUCUUUAAAUCAAUAAAGGAUUUAUUUUCCUCGUA
Messenger RNA from Thamnophis elegans (Western terrestrial garter snake), 2320 nucleotides. Its product is annotated as major histocompatibility complex class I-related gene protein-like. Gene Ontology annotation, cellular component: external side of plasma membrane. Bases 693 to 1505 code for a protein of 270 amino acids. Lineage: Eukaryota; Metazoa; Chordata; Lepidosauria; Squamata; Natricidae. The transcript is spliced from 11 exons. Gene Ontology annotation, biological process: immune response. The record is from RefSeq and is a predicted model, not a curated record.